AUGGUGCACCCGGAGCGCCUCAUCUGCGUGCUCCUGCUCACGGUCGUGAGCUUCGUCGAGAUCCCGCUCUGGUGCCUCGAGCGCCGGUCGGACGUCUUCGCCUGGGAGGACGCGCGCGCGCUCUGCGCCGCGCCGGGCCGCGUCUACCUGUCGGGCACGGACUACCUGCCCGUCGGCGCGACGCUCCUGGCCGAGUUCGCGUGCGUCGGGUACCUCGCGACGCUCGUCGGCAUGGAGGCGGCGUUCGGCUUCCGGGACGGCGCGCGCUUCCGCGCCCGCGCCGCGGCGACGGCGGCCUACGCCGCGGACUGCGUGCUCUUCCUCGUCGCGGAGGUCGGCUUCGGAUCGCACCCGGCCUUCCGCUUCGCGCCGUACCUGCGCGUCGCGCUGCUCGCGGUGAACGUGACGGCGAUCUACGAGUCCUUCGAGGCCGUCGUCGCGCUGCUGCCCGCGUUCUUCAACGUGUCGGCGCUGCUGGCGCUGUGCGUGGGCAUCUCCGGGUGGCUCGCGGCGAUCACGUUCGACGACCUCGACUUCGAGAACCGCGAGGGCGUCGACGUCAACGACGGCUUCGACAGUUUAGGGACGUCGAUCUACACCAUGUUCUUCGUGUCGACGACGGCGAACUUCCCGGACCAGAUGCUGCCGUCCUUCACCUACCGGCGGACCUUCGGCCUCUUCUUCUUCAUCUACGUGCUGCUCGCGGUCUUCAUCUUCCUGAACCUGAUCCUCGCCGUCGUCUACAACGAGUACUCGGACUUCGUCAAGGGCCGGGUCAUCGAGGCGAACCGGAACCGCGCCCGGGGCCUCAACGAGGCGUUCAAGCUCCUCGCGGACGCCAAGGGCGACGACGGGAGCCCGCAGAUCUCGCGCGACGCCUUCGAGAAGCUCGUCGAGCACACGAACGACGUGGAGCGCGUGCCCCGCGUGGAAGCGGGCGAGGUCGCCUUCUUCUUCUCCAUCAUGGACGACGACAAGUCCGGCGCGAUCUCCAAGGCCGAGUUCUACGACGUCUGCGACAUCCUGCAGUACUCGUUCGUCAAGGUGCGGACGACGACGUGGCUCCAGCGAAACCGGCCGGACGUCGCCGCGUCGGAGGAGUACGCCCGGCUCGAGGCCUUCGUGAGAUCGCCCCUCUUCCCCCGCGUCUCCAUGGCCGUCCUGCUCCUCAACACGGCCGUCGUCUUCCUCUCGUCGUACCUCGACCUCGCGGACACGCUGACGCCCGGCGGCGAGGAGGCCUUCGCCGUCGUGGAGAUGCUCUUCUCCAUCGCCUACGCGGCGCUGCUGGCGGCCCAGCUCGCCGUCGAGCCCUUCGACGAGUUCUGGCUCCACACGUCGAACCGCUUCGACGCGACGGUGACGGUCGUGCUCUUCGGCGCGGCGGUCUUCUGGGCGCUGCCCUUCGUCGACGUGUCGCGGGACGUGCUCCACCGCCUGACCAUCCUGCGCCUCGGCCGGCUCCUCACGGUCCUGAACCAGGUCGACCGCUUCCGCCUCAUCUGCGAGUGCGUCGCGAAGAUCGUCCCCGCGUCCACGGGCGUCGUCGGCGUCCUCUUCUGCGCCGGCGCGCUCUGGUCCGGCGCCGGCGUCCAACUCUUCGGGGGGCUCGUCUACGACGGCAACGGCGCGCUCGAGGGCUCCGACUACCUCGACAGCCACUACGACGUGCUCAACUUCAACGACUUCGCGAUGGGCUUCCUGCCGCUCUUCGCCAUGGUCACGUCCGGCGGGCCCUACACGGAGUUCGUCGAGGCGCUCAACGACGUCUCCGGCGCCAAGGGCGCGGGCUACUACUUCUUCGUCUCCUUCUACGUCGUCGGCGUCCUCAUCUUCUUCAACGUCUUCUCGGCCUUCGUCAUCGACGCGUUCCUCAGCCAGUACACGGAGGCGCGCGCGCUCGCCCACGACGACGAGGCCGACACCCUCGACCAGUCCUGCGUCGAGGAGGGGUACCGCAUCGUCGCCACGCGCCGCUCCGCGCAGAACGACGUCUACCGCGCCAUGUUCCUCGAGGACGACGACGGCGACGACGACGACGACGACGACGAGGGCGGCGUGAUCAACUAG
Molecule: messenger RNA, 2070 nt
Organism: Aureococcus anophagefferens
Lineage: Eukaryota; Pelagophyceae; Pelagomonadales; Pelagomonadaceae
Exons: 1
Coding region: 1-2070 (689 amino acids)
Biological process (GO): monoatomic ion transport; transmembrane transport
Cellular component (GO): membrane
Molecular function (GO): calcium ion binding; voltage-gated calcium channel activity
Source: RefSeq, a predicted model, not a curated record